UGUCGAAAUGACGUCCGGCCCUGUACUGUAUUAAAAAGAAGAAUAAGAAGAACAAGUUGACAUUCAGUGCAAAACAAAAUAAAAGGAAGUGCGAAAGAAAAAAAGAAAUUAGAGAAGAAAAUCAAGUGAAAUCAAGUGAAAAUUUAGUUAAAUUAAAUUGAAAACAUUGCAAGUGAACGUUAAGAAAGAAAGAAGUGGCCAAGAGCCGGAAUUUCAAGGUCAUUUUUGCCUCGCAAAAAAGGGCAAAAAUGGUCGAUGUGGUCCCAGGGGUUUAGGAGCAGCCAAUAAUUUUGGAUGCGCCCUAAACACUGUAGACUUCCCGAUCGUCUCGUGGUCGGGAAGUUCCCCUUGUGGGAUAAAUUACCAAAAAAUCAAACACAAACAAACAAAAACACAUAUAAACCACUCUAAACACAUACAGAAAAAAAUACAUUUAAAAAAAUUAAACCAAAUACAUAUAAAGAAACCUCUAAAAUUGUAUGGAGGUGGAUUUAAAAAGAAAAAACUAUGUGUAGUUAAAAAUAAAAAAUACUUUGAAAAUUUAGGUAUUGUAAAACCGACUAUAAUAAUAAGAGGAUCUUACUAUCAAGAUAAUUUAACACUUUUUGGUCCCAUAUCAAAUAAUAAACAAUGUACGGCAAAUGCCAUAAUAGCAAUAAUUGCAUCACAUUUAUAUAAAACAGAAAAUUGGAAUGAAAAUCUUAUAAAUGAAAUUUUAAUUGAAGGAGAUAAACUUUAUAAUAAAAAUAUUGAAAAAGCGCAUGAAGGUUUACUAAAUGCUGAAGAUAUUGUUGAUAAAGACGAUAAAAACAUUUCUGUGUUUGGAAAAGAAAUUGCUCUAAAUUGUGUAACAUCAUGUUAUGAAGAAUUGCAAGGAGAAUUUUAUGGAAAAUUUGAAUAUAAAUCUUUUGAAUAUUCACUCAAAUACUUUUUUGAUCAUUUCGCAUAUGGUGUAAUUACAUGUUCUAAUUUAAGUGUAGCAAUAUUUAAACAAGAUGAAUAUUUUUAUAUUUACGAUAGUCAUUCAAGAGGUGAAUUUGGUCAAAUAGAAUACAAAAGAGGUACAGCAGUCCUUUGUGGAUAUAGUCAUAUUGAUCAUAUAUACAAUAUUUUGAAAUACAAUUUCUUUCAUGGUAAUGAAAAUUAUAGUGGUGAAAAAUGGUUCACAAUCACUCCUUUUGAAAUAUCAAAAAGUUAUAUUGAAAAGGAAAGUGAAAAGAGUGAACAAUUUGACACCACAAUGUCAAAUACAAACAUAAUUAAUUCAAUAAACGAUACUUCUAACACACUAAGCUCAACAAAAGUUGUAAGUCAAACAGAACAUUCAAUGAGUAAAUAUAUUUUGAAAAGGAAAAGAGAGCAACAUAAAGUUUAUAUUAAAAAAGUACAUGAAAUUGAAAGAACAGACCCAAUUAAAAAAGAAAAAGACAAUGUAAGAAGAAAGAUAGAGCGAAAAAUUGAACGAAUGGAUCCGAAUAAAAAAGAACAAGACAACAAAAAACGAACUGAAAGACGUAAAAUAGAAGAGUUAGAUCCAAAUAAAAAAGAUAAAAAUAAUAUGAAGAGAAAGGAAAGACAUAAAAUUAAACGAACAGAUCCUGUUAAGAAAGAAGAAGAAAAUGAAAAACGAACUAAAAGACGUAAAAUAGAAAGGUUAGAUCCAAUUAAAAAAGAAAAGGACAAUGUAAGAAGAAAGAUAGAGCGAAAAAUUGAACGAAUGGAUCCGAAUAAAAAAGAAGAAGACAACAAAAAACGAACUGAAAGACGUAAAAUAGAAGAGUUAGAUCCAAAUAAAAAAGAUAAAAAUAAUAUGAAGAGAAAGGAAAGACAUAAAGUUGAAAGAACUAAUAAAAAUAAAAGAGAUAUAGAAAAUGUUAAACGUAAAAAUCGACACAAAAAAGAAAGAAUGGACCCUAAAAAAAGAGCUAAGGAAAAUCUAGCAAGAAAAAUAAGACUUAACCUAGAACGUAAGCGAGUUAAAAUUAAGAAUAUUAUAAAAAUGUUGAGAUAUGAAAAAUCUAUGUAUAAGAAAACAAAUAUAUUUGAAGAUUUCAAAUCAAUUAAAGAUAAACGUUUGAUUACUUUUUACAGACGAAAUAUUAAUACAAAAAGAUUGAAAGAAAAAUACAAAAGCAUUCGAGAAAUAAAGGACAAAAAUAAUGUAACUGAUAAUUCUCCUAAAAAUAAAGAAUCAUAUGAAAAACUAAUUAUGCAAUUUAGAAAAAAUAAAACAAAAUCUCUUGAAAAAAUGAUUAAAAAACCUCUAAAGAAAAAGAUAAGUAAAUACAUGAAACACAAAAUAAUUCAAAUAAAAGACAAAAGUAAAACAAUAUUAGAAUUCUUCAAUGUAACUCGAAAAAAGGUUCCAAAUUAUGUUUGUGCAUCUUGUGAAGGACUAUUUUUUAAACAUUCAGUUCAACUUUUGAAGAUUGAAAAAUGUAAAUAUCACGAUAAAAAUUAUUUGGAUGAAAUAAGUAAAAUAUCUGAUUAUUGCUGUACAACAUGUUAUAAUUCUCUUAACAGAAACAAACUGCCCACAUUGGCAACAAAGAAUGGACUUAAAUUUCCAGAAAUUCCUGAAUGUCUUUUAGAAUUGAACGAACUUGAAGAGAGAAUGUGUUCACCAAUUAUCCCUUUUAUGACAAUUCGUGAAUUGAAGCAUUACCUAUUGAAUGCACAAAAAAGUUUGAAAGGAAGCACAGUACAUAUUCCUGUAGAAGUCAAUGAAAUGCUACAAGUUUUGCCUCGAACAUUUGACAAUAUGCAAACCGUUCAGGUAAAACUACUAAGGCAUAUGAAAUACAAAAAUCACUACAUGUUUCAAACUGUUAGACCCCCAUAUAUUAUUAAAGCUAUGAAAUAUUUGGUAACUACACCUUUGUACAAAGAAAAAAAUAUUAAACUAGAUGAAAAAUAUGUAAAUCUUAAUGAAAAUGUUAACGAAAUUAAUUUUAUAGUAGACCCCAAAGAUGAUGAAGUUGAUAUAUAUGAUAAAGAAACACAAAAAAUAUUUAAUAUAUAUGAUGCCGAAACACAAAAAAUAUUUAAUGUAUAUGAUCUUGAGACUCAAAAAUUAGAUGAUGUAUAUGAUAAAAUAACACAAAAAAUUAUUAAUAUUUAUGAUUUGGAAACACAAAAGCUUGAUGAUAUUUAUGAAAAAGAGACUCAAAAAAUUAUUGAUAUAUAUGAUGUGAAAACACAAAAAAUAGAAAAUGAAAAUGUAAUUAAAAGCACAAUUGAUUUGACACAAAUGAGAAACGAAUUAAAUAAUAAUAAUCCAACUGUAGAACAAAAUAAAAAUGACUUGAAAAAUAUUUUGGAAGAAACUAUUCUAAGAGAUACAAAUAUAUUAAAAUUUUGGCAAUUAGCCAAUAAACAAUUCCCUACAAAUGUAAUGCAAGAUCUCCUUUAUAUAAAUGCAGGAGAAUUGCAAAGGCAACAAAGAACUUAUAUAAAGAAAUUUCCAAAAGAUUGUAGAAACAUACAAAUACUAUUUUUGAAGCCAACACAACCAAAUGGCAUAGGACAUUAUGUAACAACUUUACAUGAAAAUGGCACUAUACACGUAUACGACUCUCUACAUUUGCAAAAACUCGAUCAAGAUUGUAUUAAUUUUCUAAAUGAUAUAUACCCAGAAUCUCUUGUAGAUGGAAAAGUGCAAAUUAUAUUUGAGAAAACAUUUCAACAAGACGAUAGCCUAUCAUGUGGAGUACAUGCAAUAGCUAAUUCUAUAACCCUUCUCUAUGAUCUUAAUCCAAGCCAUAUGUCAUACAAUGUAAAAGAAAUGAGAAAACAUUUGUACAAUAUGCUCUGUUCUCAAAAAAUCGCAAUGUUCCCAGUUAACUUAGAAGAACAAAAUGAUGUACCAAUGAUAGAAAUUUCAAUGAACAAUUCACAAAUUAAAACACAACCUAAAAAUAAAAAUACUGAAGAUGAUAGAGAAAAAAUACUAGAAAAUUGCUAUCUUACUGAUAAGCAUAUAUAUGAUUUUUGGAUUCUAUCAAAUGAUCAAUUUAAAAAUAAUGUAAUGCAAGAUAUUUUGUUUAUAAAUGCUGAAUCUCUUAAACAACAACAAGAGUAUAUACAAAAAUUCCCUAAAGAUUUUAGAAAUGUUCAAAUACUAUUUUUGAAACCAAAAUACGAAAAUGAGAUUGGUCACUAUGUUACAACACUACACGAGAAUGGCAUAAUAUAUGUAUAUGAUUCCCUAUUUUUGCAAAGACUCGAUCAAGAUUGCAUAGCGUUUUUGAAAACUAUAUAUCCAGAAUCAAUACAAAAUGAUAAAAUUGAACUUAAGUUUGAAAAGACUUUCCAACAAAAUGAUAGCUUAUCAUGUGGAGUACAUGCAAUAGCUAAUACUGUAACCCUUCUUCAUAAUUUAAAUCCAAGUCUUAUAUCAUACAAUGUAAAAGAAAUGCGAAUACAUUUGUAUAACAUGCUAAAUUCAAAAACUAUAACAAUGUUUCCUAUUGAUUUGCAAAAAGAAACAAAAACUAAAUCUCAAGAUAUUAUUACAAGUAAAGUACCGGAAAAUAAUAUUCCAGUAAAACAAGAAAAUCCUGAAGAAGUACCAGAUGAAUUUGAUCUAAUAGAUGAAGACGUAAUGAUUGUUAAUUUGGACGAUAUAGAAAUUAAACAAGCUCAAAUUCAAAUGAUGGCCCCUGGAAUGAACAAACGUCCUGUUUAUUCACGUACCGAAAAAAAUUUGGAAGAAUUGUCAUUUAUAAAAAUUUAUGGAGGUCACAAGAUAGAAAAUCAAAGUAUCUCAUAUUCAAACCGCAUUAAAGCUGAAUGUAGAAAUAGAGAUAGAAGAUGCGCAAAUCCAACUAAAGUACUUUAUUCAGCUAAUGAAAAAAUGCAAAGAUCCAUUUUUAGCGCAGUAAAUGUUUGUUUGAGAAAAAGUAAGAAUGUCGAAAAUAUGACAGCAAAAGAUGCUCUUACUGAUGGAUAUUUGGAUAAACUUAGAGAACAUGAUGAUGGUUAUAAUUUCCUAAAAACAAUUAAUCUUACACCUGCUUAUUGGGCAUGGAAAAAGAAUCUCCUUCUCCAAAUGAUAAAACAACUAGGAAAACCUACAUUGUUUUUGACACUAACCAUAUCAGAAACGCGUUGUCCAGAACUCAUUCAAGAACUUGCUAGACUCCAAGGAAUGGAUCUAUCUCUUGAAGAAAGUAUGUUCUUGAGUGAAGACAUGAAAACACGUCUAGUUCGUGAUGAUCCCGUAACUUGCGCACGAUAUUUUGAUGAAAAAUGUAAAAAUAUAAUAAAAAUGCUGCAAAUUAAUCCAGCAAGAGAAAAGAAUAGAAUAGGUCCCUUUGGUAAACAUUAUGUAGUUGAUUACUUUGUAAGAACAGAAUUCCAAAUGCGAGGAAGUGCCCAUCAACAUAUUUUGUUGUGGCUAAAUGAUUUCCCACAAAUUGAUGAAAGUAAUCCUGAAACUUUUGAAGAAGCAAUUAAAAUAAUUGAUCAAAUAAUUACUUGCCAAUAUAAAGACCCCAAGGAUUUGCCAUAUAUUAAAAGACAAAUGCACAUACAUUGUAGUACAUGCUAUAAAAAGAAGAAAGAUAAAUGUAGAUUUAAUUAUCCAAUUCCACCACUUGAUAAAACUGAAAUACUAUUGCCAAUACCAAAAGAAGAAAAAACUGAAAAAAUGAAAGAAAAUUAUCAAAAAAUUUCAAAUCUAACAGCAUAUUUUUCACAUAAACAUGAAGAAAUGAGUUUCCCAGAUAUUUUGAAAAAACUUAAAAUGACUAGAGAAGAAUAUAUAAUGGCUUUGAGAUCUAAUAUUAAACGUUCACGCAUGUUUCUUAAACGUUCAAGUAAAGAAGUAAAUAUUAAUGCUUAUAAUGAAACUCUAAUAAUGUGUAUAGAAUCAAAUAUGGAUAUACAAUUUGUUGUAGAAAUUUUUGCUCUAGCUAAAUAUGUCGCUGAUUAUGUAUCAAAAGCUGAAGCAGGAGUAUCAAAAAUGUUGAAAGAAAUUAAUGAUGAAACUAAAAAGCAAGGAAAUGUAACAUUGAGAGAAAAAAUGUGUAAAAUGUGUAAUGGUAUAUGUAAUUGUAAAUUUAUGUCAGCACAAGAAGCUGCUAUGUCAUGUCUAUGUAUGCCUAUGUCAAGAUGUAGUAGAUCAAAUGUUGUAAUUAAUACUAGACCAAUUAAUGAACGGGUCAGAAUUUUGAAACCGAAUGCACAACUAAAAAAAUUGGAUAAAAAUUCCAAAAAUAUAUUUGCUGAAAGUAUUUUUGAUAAAUAUAGUAAGCGAGAUAAUGAGUUGGAAAAUGUAACACUCAUUGAAUACGCAGCAGAUUAUUAUAUGAAAAAGAAAACAGACGAUGAAGAAGAAAACGAUGAUGAUGUUACAGAAUAUGGUAUGAGAAAAAAAUCAAAAAUUGUAAUGUACAAGGGAUAUAAAGAAUUUCAAGAUCCCAAUAAUUAUUAUCGAGAACAAGUUUUGCUAUUUUUACCAUGGCGAAAUGAAAAAGAAGAAAUUGAAGAUUGUGACUGUAGAAUUAAGUAUAUGAGCAAUAGACAAACCAUAAAUGCUGUAAGAAAGAAAUUUUGUUACUUUAACGAUGAUGGUGUAUUGACACAAAUUAUACGAGAUAGAGAAAAUGAAAAUGAUGAUGAUCAUGUCCCAGAAAGAGAUAAUCCUGUGGAUUCUGAUCAGGAAAUUGAUAUGUUUCCAGAUGAAAAAGGUGGUAGCACUAGCAAUAAAAAGGCAUAUCAAUAUGUUUGCCCAGAAAGAAUUCAAAAAGAAGAUAUUUGUAAAAAUUUGCAACAACUAAAUGUUAAACAACGUGAAAUAGUAAUGUAUAUUUAUCAAUGUAUAAGAACUGGCAAUUUACCACUAAGGAUUUUCCUCUCCGGUUCAGCUGGUGUUGGGAAAUCCAAAGUGAUCAAUUGCCUAUAUCAACUCAUAACACAGUAUUAUGAUAAUUUGCCAGGUAGUAACCCUGAAUCUAUAAAAGUACUUCUAACUGCCCCUUCAGGAAAAGCAGCAUUUUUGAUCAAUGGUAUGACAAUACAUACUGCCUUUGCAAUUAAUAAUACAAAAUGCACAGACUCUUUGUCGCCUGAUGCAGCCAAUACAAUUCGAUCAAAAUUGAAAGAUGUAAAAGUACUAAUUGUAGAUGAGAUAUCUAUGGUAGGUUCAAAUAUAAAUUCUAAAAUGGAUAAUAGAAUGAGACAAAUAUGUGGCGUAAAUGAAAGUUACGGCGGAAAAUCUGUAAUAUUUGUAGGAGAUUUGAAGCAAUUGAAACCUGUAAAAGAUAAAUACGUUUUUGAGAAAAAUCUAUUGCGUACCGAAGCUGAAUUUAUUGAUUAUGAAGAAAGAAAUGUACUAUGGGAAGAAUUUAAGUAUUAUGAAUUGACUGAAAUUAUGCGUCAAAAAGAUGAUUUGUCAUUUACCGUAGCACUAAAUAAUUUGGCUAAUGGUACAAUGACAGAAGACGACAUAAAACUAAUUCAAUCAAGACAAGUUGAAAAUGAUGAUAAAGUACCCUUAGAAGCUAUAAGGCUAUUUUAUUAUCGAAAACAUGUCCGAAGCUAUAAUAGUAAUAAAAUUGAAAAUUUCCCUGGUGAUACUCAUUUAUCUGUAGCAAAAGAUAAAGUAUUAGAAUCAAACACCACAGAUAAAAAGGCUAAAGAAGAUAUACUAGCCAAAGUUGCAAUUCAAGACCCAGAAAAAACUGGUGGAUGUUUUUAUGAAUUGAAAUUGAAAAUCGGUAUAAAGUAUAUGGUCAUUAAUAAUAUAGAUGUUGAAGAUGGACUAGUUAAUGGUGCAACUGGUACUCUUCGACAUAUAACUUUUAAUCCAACCGAUAAUUCAGUUCACACUGUUUGGCUAGAAUUUCCUGAAGAAAGAGUAGGAAGAAAAUUGAAAUGUCAAGCUCGCUUUCAGAGCUACCUCACAAAAAAUAGUCUUCCAAACAAUCUUGUUCCAAUUGAAAGACAAGUAAUCACAUUUGAUUUUUCAGAAAAAUCAAAAACUGUAAUAAUUGCUAGAAAACAAUUGCCACUAAUACCAGGUGAAGCUGUAACUAUACAUAAAAGUCAAGGGCAGACAUAUAAUUCAAUUUGUAUUGACUUUACAAAAGGAGAGCAGCUAAAUAUUAAUCUAAUUUAUGUUGCAUUUAGCAGAGUUGUAUCACUAUUAGGUUUGUUUAUAAUUGGCAAAUUUAAAGUACCAAAGGCCCAAGGUGAAGAUCACCCAGUACAGAGAGAAAUGAAAAGAUUGAAAAAUGAAAAAUUACUCAUAAUUCCCAUGCAAAAGAUUCUAUGUGAAAAUAAAGAUAAGUUUAAAAUUUGUUAUCAAAACAUUGUAUCUUUAAACAAACAUUUUAAUGAUGUACAAUGUGAUGUUUGGUACAAAAACUUUGAUAUAAUUGUACUUUCAGAAACAAAAACUAUAAAAGAUACUGAUGUACCAAUUUUGGAAAAUUAUAAAAUUAUCUAUAGAUGUGAUAAUGAAAUACAAAAAAUUGGAGGACUACUCUGUUAUGUAAAGAAUGAUUGUAAAAUUGAAAUUAAAAUCAAAUCUGAACAACUUUACUCAAAUAGAGAAAAAGUUUUCAGUGUCACCCUAUUCCUAAUUGAAAUCAAUAAUAAUUUGUCAAUAAUCACUGGAUAUAAAUCACCACAAACUCCAUUUGCAAAGUUUAAGAAUUCAUUUGACAAUUUGUACUCUCAUGUUGCAAAUCAGUCUGAGGUGAUAAUAAUGGGUGAUUUUAAUUUUAAUGCAUAUGAAGGAAAGGAAGACAAGAAUUUUGUAAAACUAAUGAAAGAAUAUAAUUUGAGCAAUCAAUUGGAUCCCAAAGGAUCAACAACAAAGUGUGACAAUCAAUUGGAUAUAAUUUUUGCAAAUAUUGUAAAUCCUAUUGUCACAGGAAUUUAUGAAAGUUACUUUUCAGACCAUAAGCCUGUAUAUUGUAUGUUAAAUAUAGUUAAAAACUAAUUGAAUGGAACAGAUCGAAAAGGGCACUAUUCGUUUUUUACGUCAUUUUUUUUUCAACUUCAGUUUAUAUUUUUGUCUUUAAAAAUAUAAUUCUGUCGAAAAAAAUGAAUUAGUUACAAUUAAAUGCUUUACUUUAUUUCAAUAUUUCAAUCAAUUAUUUUUGGUUGGAAUAGAAAUACAUGAUAAAGCCAUUUUUUUUAUUUAAAUCGUGCGAAAUUGUGCCCUUCUCGAUCUGUUCCACUUAUAUAAAAAAUAAUAAUAAUAAAAAAAAACUUGUACAAAAAAUGUAAAUGUAAAUAAAUGUAUGAAAAUUUCCAAUUUUAUUUUUUUACGUUCAACCAUUUUUUUGUAAUAUUGAAAGGAUAAUAAAA
Messenger RNA from Lutzomyia longipalpis, 9321 nucleotides. RefSeq lists its product as uncharacterized. NCBI's taxonomy places the organism in Eukaryota, Metazoa, Arthropoda, Insecta, Diptera, Psychodidae. The transcript is spliced from 2 exons. The record is from RefSeq and is a predicted model, not a curated record. Gene Ontology annotation, biological process: DNA repair; telomere maintenance. Gene Ontology annotation, molecular function: DNA helicase activity. The coding region runs from base 1241 to 8950 and encodes 2569 amino acids.